Messenger RNA from Poecile atricapillus (Black-capped chickadee), 10371 nucleotides. It is a transcript of the gene PHEX, whose product is annotated as phosphate regulating endopeptidase X-linked. The record is from RefSeq and is a predicted model, not a curated record. NCBI's taxonomy places the organism in Eukaryota, Metazoa, Chordata, Aves, Passeriformes, Paridae. The transcript has 22 exons. Bases 456 to 2699 code for a protein of 747 amino acids. Gene Ontology annotation, cellular component: plasma membrane. Gene Ontology annotation, biological process: protein processing. Gene Ontology annotation, molecular function: metalloendopeptidase activity.
CCUUCCAUCAGACUUGUGUUUGUAGAAGUUGUCAGCAAUCCUGCUUUGAUUGGAGAGGGUGUGCAGCUCUUUGAAUAGUUAAAACAUCUGUUCAGCGACGUUGUGAAAUGCUCGUGUUCGGAACCCCUGAUAAGGGGGACUGCUGAGCGCUUGGCUCAUAGAGGCUCUACAGGCAGCAAGGGCUGCACAAACUGUGGCCACCGCUUGCCUUUCCUCCUCCUGGGCAGAGCAAAACAUAGGAGACAGCUACUAUUUUACAUGUGAUUCUGCUUUGAGAGGGAGAGAGCAGGAAGUGCCUAGGAAAUGGUUCAUGACAGAAACCUGGAGUUUUAAAUAGGAGAGAGGAGGAGGAGGAGAGCUCAUGGGCACAGUUUGUGAACAGUUGAAACACUGACACAACAGCAGCAGGGGAAAACCAGACUUCUGCGAGAGCAAGUACGUCCCAAGCAAUCCCGAUGGAAGGAGAGAACGUCCCUGAGGCCAGGGGAGCAGCCAGCAAAGCCACUCGGAUCGCCCUCGGUGUCUUUGUGAGUGGCACUGUUGUGCUUGGCACCGCUCUUUUCUUGGUUAGCCAAGGUCUUAUAAAGUUUCAUCCAAAGCAACAGUACUGUUUGACUGCAGAAUGCAUUGAAGCUGCUGCUGGCAUCCUGAGCAAGAUAAAUCAAUCUGUAGAUCCAUGUGAGAACUUCUAUCGAUUUGCAUGUGAUGGCUGGAUAUAUAAUAACCCUAUUCCUGAAGAUAUGUCCAAUUAUGGUGUUUAUCCCUGGCUGCGACACAAUGUGGACCUCAAACUAAAGGCAUUGCUAGAGAAACCCAUCAGCAAAAGACGAGACAGUGAAGCUGUACAGAAGGCCAAGAUCCUUUAUGCAUCCUGCAUGAAUGAGAAUAAAAUUGAAAAAGCCGAUGUGAAACCGCUGUUAAGUAUACUGAAGCAUUCACCUUUCCGCUGGCCUGUGCUGGAAUCCAAUAUUGGACCUGAAGGACUGUGGUCAGAAAGGAGGUUCAGCUUAGUCCAAGCCUUGGCAACUCUUCGUGGCCAAUACAGCAGCUCUGUCUUCAUCCGUUUGUACGUGGCUGCUGAUGACAAAAUCUCCAAUCGCUACAUCCUGAAGCUUGACCAAGCAAGCCUCUCUUUGGCAUCUCGAGAGGAUUACCUAGAAAAUACCACAGAAGCCAAAUCUUACCGAGAUGCCUUUUUGCAGUUCAUGGUUGAUACAGCAGUGCUUCUGGGUGCAAAUGCCUCCCGAGCUGAAUCUGAUAUGAAAUCGGUUCUAAAACUGGAAGUUAAAAUAGCAGAGAUCAUGAUUCCAUAUGAAAAUCGAACAAGUGAGGUGAUGUACAAUAAAAUGAACAUAUCGGAGCUUAGUGCCAUGAUUCCACAGUUUGACUGGCUGGGAUACAUCAAGAAGGUGAUUGACAGCAAACUCUAUCCUGAGCUUAAAGAUAUAGGUCCUUCAGAAAAUGUGAUUGUCCGUGUUCCCCAGUACUUCAAAGAUUUAUUCAGGAUACUAGAAAAUGAAAGGAAAAAGACUCUUGCCAAUUACCUGGUAUGGAGGAUGGUUUAUUCAAGGUUAUUUAACCUCAGUAGACGUUUCCAGUAUCGGUGGCUGGAGUUUUCUCGGGUGAUCCAUGGGACUACAACUUUGCUGCCUCAGUGGGAUAAAUGUGUGGACCUUGUAGAAAAUGCCCUCCCCUAUGUUGUGGGUCAGAUGUUCGUGAAAGCCCAUUUUCGAGAAGACAAGAAAAAGAUGAUGGAGGAAUUGACUGAAGGAAUUCGCUGGGCUUUUAUUGACAUGUUAGAAAAGGAAAAUGACUGGAUGGACUCUGAAACAAAAAGAAAAGCUCAUGAGAAGGCAAAAGCAGUUAUGGCGAAAGUUGGUUACCCUCAGUUUAUAAUGAAUGACACGUAUAUUAAUGAAGACAUCAAAACACUGAAGUUUACAGAAAGCGAUUAUUUUGGCAAUGUAUUGCAAACUCGCAAAUACGCAGCACAAUCUGAUUUCUACUGGCUUAGAAAAGAAGUUCCAAAAACAGAGUGGUUUACAAGCCCAACUACUGUAAAUGCUUUUUAUAGUGCAUCUACCAACCAGAUCAGAUUUCCAGCAGGAGAACUUCAAAAGCCUUUCUUUUGGGGAACAGAGUAUCCUAGGUCAUUAAGUUAUGGUGCCAUAGGAGUGAUUGUUGGCCAUGAGUUUACUCAUGGAUUCGAUAGCAAUGGUCGGAAAUAUGACAAAAACGGAAAUCUAAACCCUUGGUGGACGACUGACUCUGAAGAAAAAUUUAAAGAUAAGACAAAAUGCAUGAUUAAUCAAUACAACAAUUACUACUGGAAACAGGCUGGCUCACAUGUGAAAGGGAAGAGAACUUUGGCAGAAAACAUUGCAGAUAAUGGAGGUUUGCGAGAAGCUUUCAGGGCAUACAGGAAAUGGAUUGCAGAAAAGAGGGGAGGAGAAGAAGAGCCUUUACUGCCAGGCCUUGAGUUCACACAUAACCAGCUUUUCUUUCUGAGUUAUGCCCAUGUAAGAUGCAACUCCUUUAGACCGGAAUCUGCGAGGGAGCAAAUAUAUACUGGAGCUCACAGCCCUCCUCAGUUCAGAGUAAUCGGAGCCAUGAGCAACUUUGAAGAGUUCCGCAAAGCUUUCAAUUGCGCAGCGAACACGACGAUGAACCGCGGGGCAGAGUCCUGCCGGCUCUGGUAGCUGUCCAGCUCUCCUGCCAGGAGGAGGCUGCAAUCUGAACUGCUCAAGCCCAUUGCCAGAGUUUCAGAAUGAUGGUCUGAAAUCUGGAGAGGUGUUACUUCAAAUGCAUCUUCCUCAUCCGUGCUGAUGAUCCGCAUGGAUCUGAUCAUUCCCUAUUUAGAGCCUAGAAACAUUCCAAAUAGAAGAGCUUUUCUUUAAGUAUAACAAUAAAAAGUAACUCCUUUUAACCAUAAAACUACUCCGGCUCAUCUGCAGUUGCACUGCUGUUGAUGGAUAACUGCCAUUAUCAAUUCUAAUUCCUGAUUUAUAGUUGAGCAGGACGUAAAUGCUAAAAUCCAGUUUUAAUCUAUUGCUCUGCAGGGGUUCUAUGCAGAAUGCUCCCACACAAAAUUUAUUCUUUCUGGAUGAAGAAAUUCAUGAGACCUGCUAUAAAGCUAGCUCUGAUCUGCUGCGUGAUACUGCAUUUUCAUAACUUAAACUGUCACAGCCCAGCAUGCCAUAAAUGAUGUUGCAUGAUGUAAAGGCACAAGACUUUGUAUAAGUUCAGUUUAAUAUGUCAGAUUGGUGCCUCUGGAUUUGGAACAGUUUCAAACUGAGAAAGUAUCUCAUGGUAUCCAUCUGUAGGACUAAAACAUAAAGGAUACUUGUCAGAUCCUGACCCCUUCUAAUUUUAGAACAGCUUUUGAUAAAAAUCAAUGUAUAGUGUAAAUCAGAGGCUCUCAGAGGGGAUUCCCAGCACCACAAUACUCAUAAAUAUUGCAGCAUUUAUUCCAGUUUACACUGUAGGCAGUUUUUUUCCCAGGGGAUGGUUUUUACCUUUUGCUGAAGAUAGCUUCAUCUACAUUUAUGUUUUUUAAGCCAGAAAUACUAUAACAGUUUAAAAUGAUGGAUUUUAUAGUGUCUGGGUCUUACUUGGCAUUUUAAGUAGCGUGUGAAUUUGCCCUCACGUUCUGGAUGGGGCAGGAUGACUUGUGAUUUUAAGGUAAGGGUAUGUGACAGAAAAACAGAGUACCAGCAUAGUUUGACUCGUCUGGAUAAAAAGAGCAAUUUAGGAGUAGAGGACUUAAAAAUAUAGUAAAAAUACAGACCAGCUGAGUUUUCAAUUUGAUUUUUAAGAAUAUUCAUGAAAAGAUAUUUUAUUACAGCAGAAAAACUUUAAAACAUAACUAUUACUGUGGUGGUGGGAUGAUGGGUGAGGGAGGAUGCACACACAGCUCUUUUUGUUCCUAACAGAAAGGCACCUAUGUAAGUGGUAUGUAUUUAUGCCUUGUGCAUUACUUCAUUUUUACAUGGUGGAGUUAUUUCAAAAGGAGUUUCUUUAGACUGAUUUAAUUACUGCAAAUCCAUAUUGGUCUCUGUGUGUAUAUACAUAUAUACAAAAUAUGUAUUUUUUGGUAUGCUUUAAUUUUAUUUUGUCAGUAUAGAAAUGUUAGUAAGAUAAACUUUUUUUACAAGGAUUGGUCAAGAACUGUUGGAUAAGAACUUGGUUGGACGGUCACAUCCAGAGGGUGAUGGACAAUGACUCAGAGUUCCAAUGGACAUCAGUGACAAGUGGUGCCCCUCAGGGGUCCAUACUGGCACCAGUACCAUUUAAUGUCUUCCCCAGUGACAUAGAUAAAGGGAUCAAGUGCACCCUCAGCAAGUUUGCAGAUGGCACCAAGCUGAGUGGUGUGGUUGCCACACCUGAAGGAUGGGAUGACAUCUAGUGGGACUUGGACAAUGAGAAUUGGCCCUUGGGAAUCUCAUGAGGUUUAACAAGAUGAAGUGCAAGGGGCUGCACCCAGGUCUGGGAAACUCUGUAUCAACAAAAUCUGGGGAUGAUCAAGAGUAGCCAUGCCUAGAAGGGCUUGGGGAUGCUGGUGGGUGAGAGGCUGGACAUGACCCAGCAACAGGCAUUUGCAGCCCAAAAAACCGUGUCCUGAGCUUCAUCCAAAGCACUAUGGACAGCAGGUCAAGGGAAGGGAGAGGAGGCUGCCAAGAUGAUUAGAGGGAUGGAGCACCCCUCCUACGAGGAAAGGUUGUGAGCAUUGGGAUUGGUCAGCCUGGAGAAGGGAAGGCUUUGGUGUGGCUUAAAUUUCAGCCUUCAGUACAUGAAGAGAGUCUACAAACAAAGGCUGAAGGGGGACUUCUCACAAGGGCAUGUAGUGACAGAACAAGGGGGAAUGGCUGUAAACUGAGACUAAUUUUGGAUUAGAUGCUAGGAGGAAGUUCUUUACUGUGAGGGUGCUGAGGCACUGGAACAGACUGCCCAGAGAAGUUGUGGGUGACUCAUCCCUGGAAAUGUUCAAGGUCAUGUUGGAUGGGGCUCUGAGCAAACUGGUGGGAGUGCAAGGGGGUGUCCUGACUCAUGGCACAGGGUCGGAAUUAGAUGAUCUUUAAGGCCCCUUACAACCCAAACCAUUCUAUGAGUCUGGUUGUCCAACAGUCAUGGUGGAGGAAGGUUUACUGAAGCUAGUUAACUGAAACAAACUGGGUUAUUUUCCUGUGUGUUUUUAAAAAGGAAGGGGACACAAUGGAAACAUAAUUUGUGGAAAAAGACAUGAUCAAAAGCUAUCUUCCAGGAAGCAGACAUUCCUGUUCUCAAGGCUGUGUUGCCACUUUUUAGUAACAAAAUACUGUGAUUUGGGACCAGAACAUUUUUUUAUCAAUUUUUCCCUGAAAAGGUCAAUGUUUUCUUAAGAGGAAAACAUUUCCCCUUCCUUCAGGCCAGCUCAGUUCCUGAGUUCCAUGGAUUACAGUUUAUCAUUUGAAUUGCCACUACUAAAUUUUUUUCCUGGAGGUAUUUUUCACAUAAAUAGCGGUGGCAGUAUUUUCAUAGAGCUUUUCCUCAAACAAGAUUUUUGGGUCUUUAGCAAAGGGAUACUGUUUGCUGGCUAAUGGGAAAGUUCCUUAGCAAAUUGAGUAUGUACUGACUUUAUUCCUGUGCUCAUAUGAGCACUGACAUGACUUGAAGUUGACCGCUUUGGAUCAAAGUUCAGGGUUGACAUCCUGGACCAAUUAAAGGUAGUACCAAUAUGGUUGUUGUCCUCAGAAAAAUCAGGACGUCAACACAAGCACUUAUCUGAAUUUUCUAAAUUACUGGAAUAUGCAAAGACGGUUUCACAACCGUCAACCCUGGGUUUUCUAAUUUUAUCUCUCAAAUCAGAGAUGCAUUUGCAAGAAUUCCUCUCCCAUGGUUAUUUUCCAGUGGGACAGAUUCUAUCAUUUUGUGAUUUAUGAAGUUGUUUCUCUGUCUGGAUAGGAUUUUUUUCUAAAAUGUCUGAUGUUUCUUGCCCUAAAUGUCACUCUUCCUGCUCCUUGUUAGUUUCAGGUCUUUCAUGUUUAAUAUCAGGGAUUUUUGCACGGUGGUAUGUGAAUUCCCACAAGAACCACUGCAAACUCUUUCAUCCUUGCUAGGCCAUCUCCUGCAGCAGCAGGGGACCGAUUCUGGGCUGGGGGGGAAAGCAGGGAGCUGGGUGUUUGAGGGCAAUGCACUAGGAGAGAGGAAGAGAGGACAUGACCAGAUUUUGUACCCUGAUUUUGGCAGCUGAGAGGAUACCCACACACUGCCAGGGGGAAGCCAGAAGUCCUUGCUGCUGACUGGUGCAUUCAUCAGUAGUAUCCUAAUUCAGGAAAUUCUUGCUGUUGACUCAGGUUUUCAAUGUCUGGGGUUUAGGUCUUGCCUGUGUCCACACAAGGACCCUGGCCUGCCUCACCUGCUACUUUUUACCUCAAACCAAAGAGCUGAUCAUGCAAUUUACAGUUCACUUUGGAUAAGCUGCUUAGGUUGGAAAGCAAAGCAGAAGGUAAUUAAACAAGUUCUUCAAACUUUAGUCAUCAAAGACAGGCAAGACAUUAGUGAUGGUUUGUGAGGGCUCUUCCCAUUGCCUGUUUUAUCAGACCACUGGCUGUGCUUUGUUUUUGCAUUGUGCCUCCUGGGUCUGUGCCAGCAGUGCCUUCCUGCAUUGCUCUCAGGUUCACCUAUUACAUCUAUGCAAACAACUCCUUCACCAUAUAUAUCCUUUUCCCAGAGCUUUAAAGUUGUUAUUUUGCUUAAAUAUCAGUAAUAUUGGGAAAUGUUUCUUCAUGUUGGCUCAGUAAUCUACUUCUGGAGGGGAAACAUCAGUUAAGAAUAAAACAUUUUUAUCUUUGUAAAUCUGAGGAGAUAUUUUUCUACUGUGUAGACAUAAACAAACAGCCACUACUCCUGUCCCAUGUCUCCUUCUUCAAGUCCUAGAAAUAUGGAAACCUAUUAUAUUCUAGUUAAUCAAGUCUGGCUUUUUUGCUGUUUUUUUGUUUGUUUUUGUUUUGUUUAAGCCUGAAAUGCUAAAAUACCAGUUUAUAUACUGUCAAUAUAUCUGCUGAUCAUAUUGUGGAAAACUUAGCUGUCUGAAAAGACAGCUGUGCUAUUCACCUGUGUAAACUGCUAAAGUGCAUAAAUGAUGUCCAAGCUGGGUCUGGACACUGAAGGACCAAAAAACUCAGCUGAGUUAUAAAACUCUGCCUCAUGGCCUGUGCAGGGCACUGCACUGUUCUUUAAGUAGGAACACUCUCAUGUCACUAAUUGGUGGAAUAAUUUAUAAAAUAAUCAGGUGAGUCUGCAUAUAACUUUUCAUUGAGUACUGUUCAAGUACAGGCUUGGAAGUAUAUCUCAUAACAAUGUUUUGUAUAUAUAUAUAUAUAUGCAUGUGUCUGUCAGUGAAAUGUUAAAAGCCUGACAACUCAGGAGGCAGAACUAUAGUGAUUUAAAUGGCCUUUUGUGAUUAAGUCUUUUUAAUCUGAUCUUUAUUUACUGGUCAGUCUAUUGUAAAUUUGAAUUUUUCUACUUGCAUAGUACAUUGGUUGACUGUUUUAAAGACAAUUGUGUUAGCCAAUAAAUCCAAAGUGAUGAAGAAUUUUCCUAUGCUUGCAGUAUGGCAAAACCUGCUUUGCUUGGCACUAACUCUACAAUAUUACUUCUAUAAUAUAUAGUCGUAAUGAGAUGUAAUAAAGAGCAUAAUGUUGUGGCCCCAGGUACUCAAGACUACUUUUACUGCUUGAUAGGCUAAGAAGGACCUCCUCUCUGUCAGAGAAUUGUAUAGGCAUCGUCAGCCAGAGUUUAGGCUCCGCUUUCCCUCAUUACCCUGCUGGAGGCGAUUAAAAUGAGCAUUGAUGAGCUAUUGUGAGUGAGGGCUGGAUGCUGUAAAAGCUGCAGAAGGGCAGAAAGAAAGAGUGAGAAAAGAUUCACCUGCCUCUCAGCCUUGCUCUUCUCCUCUUCCCCAAGUCCAAGUGCCUCUCUCAGCUUUUCAGUGCUUUUAAGUGUAUUCCAGAGGAGUUUUUGAUAGGAUAGUACUUGUGCUGUGCCUGAGUUCGAACUUAAGCUCAACAAAGUACUUCAUGAGCGUGAUCAAGCACUUGUUCAAGGUCUGUUUGGGCACAGGGGCUGUGCCAGAGCCCUGUACAUCACCAGCUGGGCUUUUCUGGGCUAAGUGCUGCCUAUCUUGGGCUCUGCCCUGAUCGAGUUGCCUGGCACAGCCACAAGCAAUGGUACCUGGCCCACUUCAAGGCAGCACUGUGCCUGUGAGCAUCAAGGAGCAAUUUCCACUGGUGGGGACAAUGGGCGAGGUUGGUCUUGCUGCAUCUUUUGGAUGAUGCUCUCUAGUGAUGCAGCCCCUUGCAGGCCACUCUCCACACAGCUCUUGGGUUUGGGGUGGCAGAGUGCCUUCAAAAACCUGCAUCAGUUCUUUCUCCUGCUUUACAGUGCAGCCUUACAACAUUUCUAGGGCAAAAGCAAAGGUUUCUGUGCAGGAAGAUGAAUUAACAAAGCAAAGGUUGGGGUCAGAGCAUGAAACCAGCCUCAGCACCAGGGAAAUGUUAGGCUUAAUUCUCCCAGGUUUAUCAGCACCUUGGAAAGAUGCUUUAACAAUGUCUAUAAAUGCCCUGAGGAAUUCAGGAUUUAACUGCUGCAGCGAGAGCCUGCUUCACUAAUCAGACAAUUUAAUCCCAUUUACAGUGUAAUAUAUAUUAAUAAAAAAGAAAAGAAAUUAAAGAUACCCGAGGGAUUCUUCAGCACAGCAUUAUAUUUUAUUAAAUAUAACAUCAAAGUUGGAAGUUACUGAGAAUCAAGAUAAUGUGUUACACUAAAUUGUGAUCAAAGAAAUAGAUAUAAUGAUAUAAUUUUAAUAAUCCAUAAGCACCAAAGCUGGAACACUUUUAUGUAUGAGGUUAGACACAUACACAGCUGCAUAUAUUAACUGUGGUUGUGAACUGAGAUGUAUAUUAUAAUACAUGUUUGUAAAAAUUUUAUCACAUCCAUAACUACCAUCCGAACUGGUAAACAAAGCUUGGGGAAAGGCUUCAAAAGGGAGCUUAGACUUUUUCUACCACAAAGUUUAUUUAAGACAUCAGUGUUGCUGUGAGCAAUGACCAGUUAGGAUGUUUUAUAUAGACAAUGCAUAGUCCGCUUCUGAAAAGUGUGUAGCAGACAUUUAAGUAUAGAAAUCUGAAAAAAUAUGGUGUCACAUCCUCUUGACACUAAGAGAGUAUUUGGGUAGAACCAGGAAAAAAAAGUGACAUUCUCAAAUAUCCCAAUUAGGGAAACACAAAGAUGUGAGUUUAUGCCAUGAUACGCAAUAAGAAAUAAAAAGAUACUGUAGGAUAUGAAGUUCCCAGACUGGGACAGAGGAAUAGUUUGACACAUUAUUUCUGCUGGGAGAAAAACCUGAGCACAGGAGCCCUGUCUGCCUUUGUAACUUCCUGGAGCAUGUGUGUGUUACAGCUCAGUCCUUUGGUGGGUGUCACAGUGCUGCAUCUUCUGAAAGUGCACCCCAAUCACCCUGAGGCUUGAGGGGCUAUUUGCUUUCUCUUGGGUGUCUCGAGCACCCAAAAAGGCUUCAAUUCUGCCACUGAUUUCUAGUUUAUACAUAUAUUUUUAUUCUUUUCACCAAGGAGCACAGUAUGAGCCACACUCCAUAUCAUGCCAUUUUAAAUGAAUAAAGAGAUGCUUUUUCUAGGUCUGUGCUGCAAAACAGUGCAGCGCUGCUGCAUCUCAAAAACAUCUGGGUGUUUUGUGAAAUUCUCUGCUGCUCUUCAUCAGACAACACAUGUGCUUUCAUGUCAUUCUGCUAGAACAGACCUUGGGUGGUUUGCACUGGAGAGAAGAGUGCACAAUAGGGAGUAACAUCUGAAUAGGAUGACAAAGAGAAAUAAACUCUUUAGUGUUAUAAAUCAGUAAAAGAUUUUACAAAGCAUUAGAAAAACUACUGCUAUAAAUGAUUUUUUAUAUAUAUAUGGGCACAGUGCAGGAAGUCUGUAAGUCUGUGUGUAUGUGAGUGUAUAUAAAAAUGUCAGAAAUAUGAAUUAUUUUUUUAAAAAAUUGAGUCUCGGGGUAAAACUCUGACCUCAUUGAGUUCAUUGACUGAUUAAUGUCUGUGGGGCCUGCAUUUUACUCCAUCUGGAUAAUAACACAUAAAGUUUACUGAUUUAAAACUAUUUGGGACACAUAUUUUUUCUAGACAGAAAGAAAUUUCUAGUCUGUGGUAUUUUCAGAAUCUGUCCUGUUCUCAGUCAUUUGCAUAGGACUUGCUCUAUUUUCUCUUGUUUAGCAGAUACUCCAUUUUCUUAUUUUUAAACAUUUCAAGAAUGAUUUUAUCACUGUUUCAGAAUUUCAAAGUAGCUUUUUCAACUUGCCUUUUCCAGAUAUGGUUCUAUUAAU